Molecule: messenger RNA, 1722 nt
Organism: Malassezia pachydermatis
Lineage: Eukaryota; Fungi; Basidiomycota; Malasseziomycetes; Malasseziales; Malasseziaceae
Product: aspartate kinase
Exons: 1
Coding region: 1-1722 (573 amino acids)
Biological process (GO): amino acid biosynthetic process
Molecular function (GO): aspartate kinase activity
Source: RefSeq, a predicted model, not a curated record
AUGACUCAGCCUGUAUCGCCUGCGAGCGAUGCACCAUGGAUCGUGCAGAAAUAUGGCGGUACGAGUGUGGGAAAAUUCAUCGCGACCAUUGUCGACACGAUUGCCCCGUUCUAUCUGCUGAACAACCGCCUCGUCAUUGUAUGCUCAGCUCGUUCAGGCAAAACCAAGGCGCUGGGAACGACGAAUCUGCUCCUGCAGGCAAGUCGUGAAGCCGUGUCGCGCUCCUCGCCUCAGUCCAGUGCGGCACCGACACCUCUUUCAUCGUCGUUCCAUGGCAGCACGUCUGGCUCUUUGUCAAGCUCGCAACUGACGGCGCGUUUGGAGACCAAGGCUGCCUUCCAUGAUACCGUGGACAAACUGCUGGAAGACCACUUAGAAGCGGCUCGUAUUGCCGUGCCCAACAACCCCGACAUGCUGGAGCAGCUUGAAAAGGAAAUUACGGAUGAAUGUGAUGGAUUGCGCGAGUUCUUGCAGGCUGCGCAAAUUAUCCACGAAGUCUCCUCCCGUUCGCGCGACAUGAUCAUGGGUCUUGGCGAGCGUUUGGCUUGCCGACUGGUAUCCACGGCCUUGAAGGCACGCGGUAUCGAGUCGACUCUUGUGACACUCGAAACUAUUGUAGAUGAGCUGGACGACGAGGUGGUGCGUCCACCUCAAAACUCGUAUGAAUCUACCAGCUACCUGGGUCAGCCGUUCUACGAUGCCCUCUCCGAGGCGCUGGCCGCCCGUAUUAAAAAUUGCAAGGGUGUGCCUGUCGUCACAGGCUACUUUGGCAAUGUCCCUGGCUCGCUGUUGAGCCAGGUUGGUCGUGGCUAUUCGGAUUUAUGUGCGGCUCUUUGCGCGGUGGGUCUGCAGGCCACAGAGUUGCAAAUUUGGAAGGAGGUCGACGGCGUGUUCACAGCUGAUCCCCGCAAAGUCCCCACGGCACGUCUUGUGCCUGCUAUUACCCCAGAAGAGGCAGCGGAGCUGACUUACUACGGUAGCGAGGUCAUUCAUCCAUUCACGAUGGAGCAGGCCAUCAAGAAAUCUGUACCUAUCCGCAUCAAAAAUGUUGAAAACCCCACCGGGGCUGGCACAGUUAUUUUCCCUGACCACACGACGCAGUCGAAGGAAGACGAUAUUAUUCGCGAUCCGUUUAUGGAUGGCCACGUGAAUCAGCCGGAGCCGCCUAAGUCCGGCAUGGCUACGCCCGUGGGCAACAACCCCAAGGACAGCCGGAAGAUGCCCACAGCCGUGACCAUUAAGGACAAUAUUAUUGUACUCAACGUGCACAGUAACCGCAAGACCAUCAGUCACAGCUUCUUUGCCCGUAUUUUCGGCACGUUGAAUCGGUAUGGUGUCGUUGUGGACUUGAUCUCCACUUCAGAGGUGCAUGUAUCCAUGGCCAUGACUGCGGAAAUUAGCGCACGCACAUUAGAGCGUUUGAGUGCUGACCUGGAGCAUGUCGGUACUGUGAGUGUUCUUCGCGAUAUGGUCAUUCUCAGCCUGGUCGGAAAGGAAAUGCGUCACAUGGUGGGUGUGGCCGGCCGCAUGUUCAGUACUCUGGCUGAAGGCAACGUGAAUAUCGAAAUGAUCAGUCAAGGCGCAAAUGAGAUCAACAUCUCGUGUGUGAUUCAUGAGGGCUCGGCUCUGAAGGCAUUGAAUCUCAUUCAUUAUUCGAUCCUGGAGCUUUCCCCUAAGCCCGCCAACAUGGAGGGUGGCACAUUCGGCAGGUCUUUUUUUUAA